UUUUUUUUGCUUUCUGCCGUCCGUGCUGUGUGCUUCCGGCGCUGGGUGUCCGUGAGCAGCUCUGCUAUAUGUAAACAUGCAGCAAAGAGAAGAAAAGCAGUUGGAAGCAUCCUUGGAGUCUCUGAUUUCUCGAGUUGCGCAUCUAAAGAAUUCUCUCCAGAGCUUCAUCUAUAAGCUGGAAAAUGAAUAUGACCGGUUGACAUGGCCCUCAGUGCUGGACAACUUUGCCCUUCUGUCCGGGCAGUUAAACACAGUCAACAAACUGUUACGUAAUGAGAAAACUCCAUCGUACCGGAACCAGGUCAUUAUUCCUCUCCUGCUGUCUCCAGACAGAGAUGAAGAAUUGGCAAAACUUACAGAGCAGAGGGUACCUGUCUUUAGUCACGAGAUUGUGCCGGACCACCUCAGAACAAAACCUGACCCAGAAGUGGAGGAACAAGAGAAACAGCUGAGUGCAGAAGCUGCCAGGAUUGGACCUGAAGUAGCUCAGAAACAGAUCCAGGCACUGAAUAAACUCUGCUCAAACCUGUUGGAAAAGCUCAACAAUCCUCGGGAUGACCGAGAGGCAGAAACUGCAGCUUUGCGGCAGAACAAACAAUCAUUCAAUCCAGCUGACACCAACGCCUUGGUGGCAGCAGUGGGCUUUGGGAAGGGACUUUCAAAAUGCAGACCCCCCGGCCCCGUCGCCUCUGGCCAUCCAGGACAGCCCAUGAUGAGCGGUGGACCCACCCUGCAGCAGGUCACUAUUGCUGGCACCUCGGGACACCAGCCAGGCAUGGGGUCAUCAGUGGCUCAACAACAACCUGGACAACCUGGAAAAAUGCCGAGUAGCAUUAAGACAAAUAUCAAGUCAGCCUCUGCUUCACUCCAUCCUUACAAUCGGUGAUGUCAAAUGUAAGAACAGUUUAUUGGAAUGUGCUAACGAGAGCAACAAAGCCGUGAUUUUUUUUUUUUUUUUGUAUGUUUGUUUAUGUGGUUGACCCCCCCCCACCCCCACCCCUCCAAAUAAACAUUUGUGAAGACAAACUAAGUUGUCCCUAAAUAAUAUGUUUUAGGGAUAUGCCCUCAUGUAUUUGGGCAAUUCUACCAAAAUGGUUCAAACUGGUCCCAGGCUAAAAAAAAGAUGGCUAUUCAAACCUGAGAUAUUUACAAGGAUUGUGUUAUGAUCUAAAUAACUGAAAGCAAUAAUUGUAGUAAUAGUAAUAAGCUAAAUAUAUACAAAAUGAUCAUUGACUAGCUGUGUUUGCUUGUCAUGUAGCAUUACUGGCUAGAGCUUUGGAUUUAUGCUGAAAAUUAGCUAGAAUUAUACCACUGACACAUUAAGUUAAGAUUUGUCAGUGUUAUGAUUUUGUUAGUGACAAAUUCCCACUCAAUGUUAAAUAAUGAAGACACAUCUCUUUACACGGCACAUAAAUGAGCAUUG
Messenger RNA from Pygocentrus nattereri (red-bellied piranha), 1423 nucleotides. RefSeq names its product mediator complex subunit 8 (gene med8). The record is from RefSeq and is a predicted model, not a curated record. Lineage: Eukaryota; Metazoa; Chordata; Actinopteri; Characiformes; Serrasalmidae. Gene Ontology annotation, biological process: regulation of transcription by RNA polymerase II. Gene Ontology annotation, molecular function: RNA polymerase II cis-regulatory region sequence-specific DNA binding; transcription coregulator activity. Bases 77 to 886 code for a protein of 269 amino acids. The transcript has 7 exons. Gene Ontology annotation, cellular component: core mediator complex; mediator complex.